AUGGAAGAAAGUUCGGUUUUAUGGAUGCUUUCACUGGUAAUGUUAAUUGGUUCCUGUAUAGCUGGAUCCUUGCCAUUAGUCAUGAAUUUAUCCGAGGAUAAAUUACAACUGGUUUCGAUACUUGGCGCUGGGCUUCUUGUAGGUACUGCACUAGCUGUGAUUAUACCUGAAGGUAUAAGAGCAUUGUUUACUGAUGGGAGCAGUAGUGAUCAAGGAGUUCAUAAUGAUCCUCAUUCCCUAAUAGGCAUUAGUUUAAUACUUGGUUUUGUAUUUAUGCUUCUGGUUGAUCAGUGUUCAGCUAGAAGAAGUGGAGGAAGAGAAAAGAGUGUUACUGCUACUUUGGGUCUUGUAGUUCAUGCAGCAGCUGAUGGAGUAGCAUUAGGAGCUGCUGCAACUACAUCACAAGCUGAUGUAGAAUUAAUUGUUUUUUUAGCAAUAAUGCUGCAUAAGGCACCUGCUGCAUUUGGUCUGGUAUCAUUUUUACUACAUGAAGGAGUAGAUAGGAAAAAAAUUGGUAGACAUCUUUUAGUAUUUUCUUUAGCUGCUCCUUGUCUUGCUCUUCUAACAUAUUUUGGUAUUGGGAAAGAAGGAAAAGAAACACUUAGUAAUGUUAAUGCAACUGGAGUAGCAAUGUUAUUUAGUGCUGGUACAUUCCUAUAUGUUGCAACUGUACAUGUUCUACCAGAACUAAUGACAAGAAAUAACAGCAACUAUACACAUCUACCAACUGCCGAAAAUGUUACAGUAUCGUCUGGACUUAAAGUUAAAGAAAUAUUAGUUUUAGUAAUGGGCUCAUUUUUACCUGCAUUAAUUACAACUGGUCAUCAUCAUUGACAAAAUAUGAUACAAAAAAUACAUUUGUUUUUUCACUA
Habropoda laboriosa is the source of this 872-nucleotide messenger RNA. RefSeq names its product zinc transporter ZIP9-A (gene Zip102B). Gene Ontology annotation, molecular function: metal ion transmembrane transporter activity. The record is from RefSeq and is a predicted model, not a curated record. Lineage: Eukaryota; Metazoa; Arthropoda; Insecta; Hymenoptera; Apidae. The coding region runs from base 1 to 834 and encodes 277 amino acids. Gene Ontology annotation, cellular component: membrane. The transcript is spliced from 5 exons. Gene Ontology annotation, biological process: transmembrane transport; zinc ion transport.